Molecule: messenger RNA, 8838 nt
Organism: Anopheles coustani
Lineage: Eukaryota; Metazoa; Arthropoda; Insecta; Diptera; Culicidae
Product: small subunit processome component 20 homolog
Exons: 5
Coding region: 42-8744 (2900 amino acids)
Cellular component (GO): nucleolus; small-subunit processome; 90S preribosome
Source: RefSeq, a predicted model, not a curated record
CUUACAAGUUUAACAUAAAAUAAUCGCUGUUAGUGGUCAAAAUGAAGAACCGGCCAAAGAAGCACACAGCCUCUAACAAGUUUCACUUCCAAUCGUUUCGAGAUCGCAUCAACGAGAUCGAUGUGCGUCGUGGUGCAUUGUAUCGCGUGGAAACCGACUAUGAGCUUCCCGAGACCGACGAGGGAACAUACUUUCAUCAGGCGUUAAAAAAGUGGUCCGUGCAGAAUUUGUCCAGCGAGUACGUUACGUUUCAGAGCGGUUUCAAGGAAUCCUUCACACUCCCACUGCUGCUGUUCAAUAAGGAUGCUAUCGUUGAGCAUUUGGUCGCGUGUCUACGUGAAACAACCGAUUCCGCCCUACAACCACUACUGGAGCUAGUGGUAGCUCUUGCCAAGGAUUUGCGGAAAGAUUUCCACGCGUACUUUUCUCGUCUGUUCGAGGUGUUGGUAGAGUUUCUACACUCGGCCAGUGCAGAUCGUGUCGAAUGGACGCUGCUCUGUUUGGCGCACCUGUUCAAGAUCCUACGCAGUGUUCUACGAUCGGAUUUCGGCCUUACCUUCAAUAACCUUGUGCCUCUGCUGGACGAAACGAGCAGUCCACCGCACGCGGUAGAUUUUGCCACGGAAUGUCUGGGAUAUCUGGCGCGCGACCUGAAGGACAAGCGGCAACUCGUGGAGCUGUUGCUGAAAUGGCAGAUGAAGCACGAUGCCUACACGGUGGCGUGCGGAAAGUUGCUGUUCGAAGUUCUCCAUGGGGUACAGGAACACUUCCAUACGUCAGCGAAGCAAACGCUGCUGCAGCUGUUCGAGAUCAUGGAGCAGCUGGAAGAAACGGAGGCGGAUCAUUUGCAAGAAAUAUUGACGCAAACUAUCACCGACGUGGUGGAAUGCAUUCAGCCGGAGGAUAUACCUGUCUUUUGGGACGUGGUACGUGUCUCGAUUGAUAGUUAUAUCGUAAAAUUAGGCAAUGAAAAUGUCGCUAACAAAGAGCAUCUGGUGAAACAUCUGACGCGCUUGCUGCAAUUAAGUGGAAUAGUGCUGGAGUACAGAGAAGGUCGCCUGCUUGGUGACGCGCUUUCUUCGACGGUGUCACAGUUGAUAAAGCUAAUUACAACUGUUUCGUCUCCGGGCGACGAGUUCAACGAGACGGUCGUGAAUCAGAUCAUUGUGCUGCUUCGGUCAAAACACGUACGAUUGACACAGCUGGAAGCAAGCCGGCUUACGAUGAACGUGCUCAUGCUUGACCACCGUCCACUGUACGAGCGGUUCGUUGCGGCCACAGUCAAUUGCCCCAUGUUCGAAGCGUUGAUAUGGCCCAACUUUGUGAAAAUGCUCGAGGCAGAGCUGGACGAUGCGAGGAUCCGAUUUCUAGCCGGAUUGUUGCUGCAAAAGGCGCCUCUCUGUGGGAACGGGUUUCAGCUGGAAAAUUGGAAACCAUUUCCGGUGCAGGUGCUUGCGAAUGGAAACUUGGAACGCUACAUGAAUAAAUUGCUGACUGUAGAACAUGUCGAGAUGGAGUUUGUGCUGGCAAAUUCCGAGCUGUACCUUAGUGCGCUUAUCGCGUUACCGCACCUUGCAAACUUUCGUGCCAAGCAGAAUGCGGUCAGUACCCUGAAAGACACUAUCACGUAUGCCGUACAAUUUGUGCAACAAGAUAAGCCUAACAAGAGCACGAACAAGUUGAUUGAAAAAAUUAUUCCAUUUCUGGGGGUUACCGUGGAAACGAUCAUUCAUAUGAAGGAAAUCGAAGGAAAGGAAUACUUCGAUCUGCUCGAGCGGCUGCUUCCCCUUGUGAUGAAACAAGAUUGCCUACUGCUAAACACUAUCCACCUGCUGGUAACUUUCAUGGCCGAACAGCGUAAAAGUUUGUUAACUUUUGCCCGCUUCGAACGCAUGCGACCGUUUAUACAUCCAUUGUUGUUUUCGUACGAUAUGAGCGUCCGGCGCUUGGCUAGUGGAAUUCUAGCAAAAUUCGAACACCUCUCCGAGCUGGCUGUUGCUAUGGGUCCGCUUUACAGCACGAUUGCUAAGAUUGAAAACAUCGAGCCGCUAGUUCAAACUUAUCGCGGACAGGUGAUCCUCUUCCAGCAUCUUGCGUACGACAGCCAAAUGUACCAGCAGGCAGCCAACGUGGCACGCAACGAGUGGACUGAGACCGUGCUCCAGUACAUGCUGUCUACGUUCGCCGUCAACUUUAAGCUCCUGUGGGCACCGGCUGCAUCGAUCGUGCAAAGCUACGGCGACAAUAUGGUCAAGAGCGACGAACAACUGUUCUGGAAAGUGUUCGAUUCUAUGAUGCGGCUGGCGGAGGGGAAACAACCGCAUGCGGAUUGUCAAAGUUCAGCCCCUGCAGACGAAGAGGACGAACAGACGGAAUCGAUGGAUACCGAAGACGAUACCGUAGAUCGUUUGUUUCCAAAAGUGAUCGACUCGUUUAUGAAGAAACCAAAUAUCGACUAUCAUAACAUUCGCAUUCAGCUGCUUCGCACGCUUCAACAGUGCAGCUACUUUUGUCGCUCGAAAGGGGACAGUAUAGCGGAGCGAUUCUUUGCUUUUCUGGAAUCGAAAGAAUCUAAAACAAAUGCGGUCCUUGGAGAGGAACCCACGGAAACCAAGGUGGAUAGCGAAAUCCGACGGAAAAGUAGUAAAGGGGCCGGCAUUGGCACGCAGCAGGUGCUACUGUGCUACCUGAAUAUAUGCACCGAGCUGGGCCGAAAAUCGCUUCGCAAACACGCGUCCCGGCUAUACACGGUGUACGAAACGCUCGCCAGCAGUCGGAAUGAGGAAAUUCAGAAGGCGGCCUUGAAUGGAAUUUUUGCCUUCGGCGACGAACAACUCGUGCCUUACAAGGAUUUCAUUUUCCGCCUGACGAGUGAGAAAACGCUGAAAAACGCCCUCCUCUCGGUGUUCGUGCCUACGGAAGACGAGCCGGAAGAUGAAGAUGGGGACGAUGAUGGUAGUGCGGUCAGUGGACGUACGAAGAUCGCCGAAGAACACCGGCCGAAGGUGGUGCAGCUGAUGCUGAAAGUGUUGGAUGGUAAGAUCACCCAAAAUCUUGGUGGUACCGGCUCGGGUGGUCCUUUUAGGGCAACCAUCCUUACGUUCAUCGGUCGUUUGCGCAAGGAGGAAUUGGAAAUGCUUCUGAAUCGAUGGUUUGAGCCCUAUCUGAAACAGCUGAAGGAAACGCCGAUCGCUACGGUACGUAGUUUAGCCGGGGAAGAAGAGAAUGCAGCAGUAGUACCAAUACCAGCAACUUAUCGAACGAAUACGUUGCUCCACUUGCUCUCGUCUAUAUUGACCGAAGUGGCCCCAUUGCAACAAGCUGCGUUUGCGGCGAGGGUCCUCCAUCUGAAGAUAUUCUUCGAUGCUUUGCUGAUGCGCAUGGACCAUUCCAUCUACAGGAAGUACAAAACGCAAGCUUUGCUAUCGCUCGUUGAAGUGUUCAAACAAUACGAGCAAAGCGAGGAAUACGAUUGGACGGACGAGGAACUGCAGGCUAUCAUGCAUGUACACGUGUGGCCACUGCUGGAGAAUCUGCCCAGUGAUAGUAUUCACUCGCCGACGCCGCUACUAAAGCUCCUGCUUGUCUGGAGCCGUAGCGAACGGUUGUACAUGCUUCUAAGCCGGCGCCGGUACGACAAUGACAAGGAUGCGGGCAGCGACCACUCGAUGACUCCGCUCGAUGCGAUGAUCGCCCUACUAAAAGGCAGUCAAACGAGCGCAGGCGUCUGCACUGAAGUUUUCAACGCACUCGCUUCCAUGUUGGAGUGUGAUUCGCUAGUAGGCGAUCAAGAUGAAGAUGUAGGAAGGUCAGCAACUGUUGCAUCGGGCGACCGGUUAAGCCAUCGCAAUCGUUUACUUAUACCGUACGUGAAGGAGUUGCUCCAACAUAUCCGGCAAACGCUAAAGAGCAAGAAAUCGAUCUCCAGUAACAUGCUGCUGAUUCUCACGCGCAUAGCGGAAUCGGGCAUGAUCGGCAGCGACCAGCAGAGCGAGGAUGCGAUCGAAGACGAUCGGAAAUCACUAUUGAGUUUGCUUUUCCCCAUCCUGGCGAAGAAGGUGGCAGCGUUGAAUGAGAUUAGUAGCGAUCAUAUAGAGGCGAGCCUGGACGUCCGCCGAUUACACGUCAUCAUCAUGCGGCUUUUGAAGGAAAUUAGCACCCCGCAACAGUAUCUGAAGCAGUUGGCGACGCUGCUGGAAACGGUGAAAGAUGUUGUGUCACGGAAAACGAUAAUGCAAAUGUUUGAAAAUAUGGCACCGCUUUCCCCGGAACUGAUGCAAAUCUCCACGCUUGUGCAAGAAUUGAACGCUAUGGAUAAGCGCUGGAUCGAUCAGCCCGACCACUCGGCACGAACGGCCGGCUACCGAUCGAUCGACCCAAUGGUUGCUGCCGAUGCCCCGGCUGGUCAACGUAUGACCGGCAACGUGGCCAUCGUGUUCCUCUCGCACGCACUGCACGUGUUUCAGUUCGAGAAGGAACUUUCGGCCCGUCAGAACGCAAUCGAGUACGCCUGCAAGGUGAUCGCGUAUCUGGCCACCGCACAGGACGAGCGACCGGGCGAUGUGCAGUACUGUGUCGAACGAAUCGUACUGCGCGGCAUCACCAGCGGGCUGAAGAUGAAACGCUCGAGCAACGAUCGGCGGAACGAAUCGAUUCAGCUGCUCGCCGAGGUGACCCGGCAGGUGGGCGCUCUAAAGCGGACCGUUCGACCAGAGUGCCGCAUUUUCGCCGAACUGUGGCAAUUCACCGGGAAGCUAGGAGGCGGCAACGAGGGAGAUUUCUUUGAAAACAUCACCCAUCUGCAACUACACUACCACCGGAAGGCGCUGAAGCGGCUUGCCGAUAAGUUGGGCGCGUUGGUGGAGAAAGCGAAGGACGUAAACGGCAUACCUCCGAAAGGUCCAUCGCCACGGGUCAUUGUACAGUUUCUGCUUCCAAUCGUGUCGCACUACAACUGCAAUGAGGUGUACAAAAAGCAGACGAACUUGGUAGAGGAAGCGGGCAACUGUAUUAUACACCUGUCGCGCUUCCUGCCGUGGCGUAGCUACCAUAGUGUGCUGAAGCUGCACCUGACGAAGCUCCGAUACUCGUGGGAAUACCAGAAGCAAAUGCUCCGUAUCGUAAUCGGCAUUAUGGAUGCGUUCCAUUUUGAUCUUUCUACGCUUUCGAGCGCCCCGGAAGAGGAGGACGAAAAGAAGUCGGAUGGGGAACACAAUUCCUCACCUGUGGCUGGUAACGCUUUAAUGGACAAGAAACUGAUGUUACCCACGGACGUGGCAGAAGAUACGGCGGAUGUGAUGGCAGAAGAACAGGAAAAGCAAGAAAAUGGCAUGGCCGAUGGAGAAACGGAAAAUAAGGAAGAGGCGAUUGAGGACGAAAUCGAUGAUGCUGAAGUCGAUGAUGAUGCGGACGUUACGGCGGCCCAAGUAAAUGAGGAAGACCCACGGCAACUGACGGUGGACGAACGGAAGGUGGCGCGUGCAAUUGUGGACGAUAUCUCCCGCACGAUCAUACCGAGUCUCCUGUCUUCAUUUCAUUUUGCCUCGGAGGGACCGGUAACCAUUACCGGAGCGAGCGCCGGUGGCCCCUCGAACGCCGAUCGAAAGGCACGCUUUGCCAAGCAGAGGGAACAGAUGCUGAAGCUACCGAUCGCAAUCGCGAUCGUGAAACUGUUUAUGAAGCUACCCCGCCGGGAGAUCGAACUGAACCUGCCGAAGUUGAUCAUCAAAGUGAUCACGUUUUUGAAGUCGCGCCUAAAGCUGGCGCGAGCGCAGGCCCGUAACACGCUGGCUCACAUUACGCUCGAGCUGGGCGCUUCGUAUCUGAGCUUUGUGCUACAGAAUCUGUUGGCAAUGUUGACUCGUGGGUUCCAACGGCACGUGCUUACCUACACCGUGCACAUCAUUAUCGAGCGCGCGCAAAAGCAUCUCGCCGGGGGUCACGUGCUAGCGGACAUUCUGCAGACGGUGCUGCAGAUCUGCAUGGAGGACAUGUUCGGGCAGCUGAUUGGGCUGAUAAACGGGACGACCAUCGAGGGCGGUACGCUGCGCAAUGACUCGACACCGGAGUCGAAAUCGAACCGUAAACCGUACCAAACGCUCAACAUACUAGCACGGUACGCCAACGAGCAGAUGCUGGUGGACUUGUUCGCACCGUUCCGGGCCGUGCUGGUAAAGUUCCGCACGCACCAGACGCUUACCAAGGUGCAGGACGCCUUCCAUAAGCUAGCGGAAGGUAUCGUGAGUAAUGAAUCGCUCGGCCCGGAGGUACUCUUGACGUUCGUGUAUGGUAUGAUGUCUGGAAAGAUCUACACCCAAUGCGCGCUGGCCAACGGUGAACAGGAAUCUGCGGCCGACGGUGACCAAUACACGGCCAGGGGUCGAAAGCUGCUUGGAAAGGUCGCGAAACCGGGCAGCAUCUAUCUGAUCCCGGCCGAACCGAAACGAUACGGAUCGGCUGCUGCAGCGGCCAACCUCGACUACACGCUUGCAAAAACCGAGGGAAACGAUCACGUGUUUCUCGAGUGUGGGCUUGAUCUGCUGUGGCAGGCCCUCAAGCAGCAGCACGCCUAUGGCCGGCACGAUCGAGAGGUCUUCCAGCAGCGCGUUGAUCCGAUCGUGCCGAUGUUGGUGCAGUCGCUCGAAAGUAAGCACACACGCGUAACCUGCACCGCGAUCGAAUGUCUCUCGAUGCUGUGGGUCACCAAGUGGCCACUGGAAAGCCUCGCGUCCAAGGAAACGAUGGAGACGAUCAUGAAGAAGCUCUUCGAAAUUCUGCACCGUUACAAUACCAUUGCCAUCGACGAUACCAACUCCACGAACUUUCCGAUAGUCAAAGCAUGCUUCCGGGCGCUCGUGAGUAUGCUGAAGAACGUACAGCAUUUGUACAGCUUCACGAUGGACCACCAGCGCCUGCUGGUAAUGUACAUCGAGCAGGGUGUGGCGGUUGGCGGAGGCCGCCAAACGAUGGCGUUUACACUGCUACGAUCGAUCGUUGCACGCAAGCUUAACUUUUACGAGCUACAUAAACUGAUGCGGAAGGUAUUCGAGACAUCCGUGCGGUCGGAGAGCGACAGUGAACGGGCCGACUGUCGACAGAUCAUUAUGGAGUACCUAAUGAAUUAUCAACUGGGAAAGAAACUUCAACAACAUCUGCUCUUCUUCGUCGAGCAAUUGCAGUAUGAGGUACUCUUUGGACGCGAAUCGGCGGCUACGAUGCUUAAAAUGCUAUUCCAGAAACUGCCAAAGGAAACAAUCGACAAGGAACACAACACCUUGUUCUUCGCCCUCGGCGUACGACUGAUGAACGAAAGCACCGGUGAACUGCGUGCUCUAAUUGCAGACACCAUCGAAACGCUUCUCAAGCGACUCACGAUAAAGCAGAAAUGCGACGAGCUGAUACCGGUCACCCAAGAGAUGCUGCAAGAUGGGCAGAUAAAGCUCCGCGAGCUCGGUACACAACUGCUGCUCCGGCUGAUUCACAGCGAACCGACCGCCGAAUUCAUAUGCAGCUGGCUGGAAAAUGUACAGGAUACAUUGCUGCUAAAUUUGGUCCCUCAGAUAUACGCAGGUGGGUCGCUGGGGAACGGCCGGGUGGGUAUGUUCGUGAAACCGAUGGCCCCGGUGAACGCGCUUCUUCACGCGGAUACACGGGGCGAUCAUCUGAUCAUAGAGACGCUGCUCGUGUUCGAGCAGCUGCUGCAGCCGGAUCGUGGUGUCCUGACCAAUGAUCGCUACAAUUAUAUGAUCGAUUCGCUAGCAUACACCGCACAAACGCUCCUGGCCAGUGGUCACCAGUGGGUACGGCUCGGUGCACUGAAAGUGCUGUAUCAAAUAAUAAACGAACUUGACUUUGAUGCUAUUCAGAAGAAGCUUGAAAAUGGCAGCAAUGAGCAGGAAGAGGAAACCGAUGGGGAAGAAGAUGAAGCUUGUCCCAAGCAUGGCAAGCAGUUUUUCUACAAUGCACCAUUGCGCGACAGCAAAACGCUUACUUUGGAUCUGUGCGCUCAACUAACACCGGGCAGUGGGAUGGUAGACGAGCAAAAUGACGAGGCCGCUACGCUCGUUAUGCAAAUUCUGUUCCUGCUGGCGAACAUGUUGCGUGUUGUGCCGAUGAAGGACGAAAAGAUGUCUUCGUCAUCAAAGAAGAUCAAUCUGUGCUGGCUGUUACGACGGGUGCGGUAUGUGAUACAGAAUGAAGUGCUGAAAACGCCUAACAUUUACAUCCUGCGUAAGCAUGCACUACACUGGAUGACGUCAGUGGUAGCCAUUCUAGAGCAGGACGUGCUGGAAGAGUUGGCGCCCACCCUGCUUAUUCCAGCCGUUCGGGAGCUAACUGCCCAGGAAGCAUCGGCACGCAGAACGAAAGCCGCCGAAAAUGAUCCGGCAAAGGCAUCGCUCCUUAAGGUGGCCACGACUUUGUGCAAGGAUAUCAGCAGGCGGCUCGGAACGACCACAUAUGACAAGAUACGCAACACACUUGAGGAGUCCCUGCGCCUUAAGCGUACAGGUCGGAAGGCGCAACUGGCACGGGAGAAGAUCACGCAGCCGAAGCUUGCAGCCCGCCGGAAGGAUCAGAAAAAGUUACGAAAUAAGGAAGCGAAAAAACGAAAAGUGGCAAGCCACGCGGAUGCUUCCGAUGGUACCGAUGGCGUUGAUGGCGUUCUGAUGGGUACGAAACGGCGUGCCAAGGGUGGUGGGGUGCCUAUCAAGCGUAAAAAAAUGGAAGCACUUUUCAGAGAAUAAGAACUUCUUACGAGGGAGGCAUAGCUUAAUGAAAAGUAUGCAAUUAGACAACAAGUUAAUUGAGAAAUGGAACACAAUAAAUCAUUAUAUAUGU